AGGCUCCUUGUAAUGUUGUGAGGAAGAGUGAGGUGGAUAGUUUAUCUGGGUCAGCGACGCAUCAUGAGAAGCUGCUGCGUGUACCUUUUCUGCACGUUGCUGUGCAUCACCAAAAACUUGGACGCCGACGCUGUGAUCCGGACGGAGGAAUACACAGCUAGACAUUUACGAUAUUUUAUGACCGCGGAUGGCAACGAAAAGCAAUUGAUCAACGAUUUACAUGAAGUUUUGGACAGACUUCAGAAAAAUCAACUUUCAGCCCUGAGGAAAAAACAUGGCCACUUGCCCAUGUGUGAUCCAGGAGAGCAGUGUGCACUGCGAAGAGGCUCCAGGAUCGGGAAACUGUGUGAUUGCUCUCUGCCGAGAACAUGCAAUUCUUUCUUACAUCGAUGUUUAUAAUCCAAUCGUUGCUAUCUAACCUUAAAAAAAUAAUAAUAAUCUUGUCUGUUGGGUAUUGUACUGUAGCUAUAAAUCUAUAAACAAUUUUUUUAUAGUUUUAUAGUGUGAAAAUAUUUAUACUUCAUUUAAUAAAUGAUUUAUACAAAUGAA
This is a messenger RNA of Hippocampus zosterae (dwarf seahorse), 549 nucleotides long. RefSeq names its product cocaine- and amphetamine-regulated transcript protein-like. The transcript has 3 exons. Lineage: Eukaryota; Metazoa; Chordata; Actinopteri; Syngnathiformes; Syngnathidae. Gene Ontology annotation, molecular function: neuropeptide hormone activity. The record is from RefSeq and is a predicted model, not a curated record. Gene Ontology annotation, biological process: positive regulation of MAPK cascade; cellular response to starvation; adult feeding behavior. Bases 64 to 399 code for a protein of 111 amino acids.